UAGAGCUACAGAGACCAGAGGGAGCGCAGUGUUAUACUUUAACUAGAGUGUAAAGAAGACUCUUAUGCAAUCAGUUAUCUGGUACUUUCUCCCUCGGGGAGUCUUGUUGCUCAGCAAGCCACUGUUGGGAUGAAGCUUUAUGGCCUUGGAGUCCUGGUAGCCAUCCUCCUCUGUGAGCAGCAUGGCCUGGCCUUUCAGAGCGGCCAGGUUUUAUCUGCUCUUCCCAGAACCUCUAGGCAAGUUCAAGUUCUUCAGAAUCUUACAGCAACCUAUGAGGUCGUUCUCUGGCAGCCGGUGACAGCUGAAUUCAUCGAAAAGAAAAAGGACGUUCAUUUUUUUGUGAAUGCAUCUGACGUCAACAGCGUUAAAGCCCAUUUGAAUGUGAGCAGGAUUCCAUUUAGCGUCCUGAUGAAAGAUGUGGAGGAUCUAAUCCGGCAGCAGAUUUCCAACGACACAGUCAGCCCCCGGGCCUCCUCCUCUUACUACGAACAGUAUCACUCGCUGGGUGAGAUCUAUUCCUGGAUAGACGUUAUAACCGAACGGUAUCCUGACAUGCUCCAGAAAAUCUACAUUGGCUCAUCAUAUGAAAAGCACCCACUCUAUGUUUUAAAGGUUUCAGGAAGGAUGCCAAGAGCAAAAAAUGCCAUAUGGAUUGACUGUGGAAUCCAUGCCAGAGAGUGGAUCUCACCUGCUUUCUGCCUGUGGUUCAUAGGCUAUGUAACCCAGUUCUACGGGAAGGAAAAGCUGUAUACCAGUCUUCUGAGGCACGUGGAUUUCUACAUUAUGCCAGUGAUGAACGUGGACGGCUAUGACUACACAUGGAAAACGAACCGAAUGUGGAGAAAGAACCGUUCUGUCCACAAGAACAACCAAUGUGUGGGCACAGACCUGAACAGGAACUUCGCUUCCAAACACUGGUGUGAGGAAGGAGCCUCAAGCUUCUCCUGCUCGGAAACCUACUGCGGACUUCAUCCCGAGUCGGAGCCGGAGGUGAAGGCGGUAGCUGACUUCCUGAGAAGGAAUAUCAACCACAUCAAAGCUUACAUCAGCAUGCACUCUUACUCCCAACAAAUACUGUUUCCCUACUCCUAUAACAGAAGCAGAAGCAGGGACCAUGAGGAGCUGUCGCUAGUGGCCAGCGAAGCAGCUCACGCCAUUGAAAGUAUUAAUAGAAACACCAGGUAUACGUAUGGCAGUGGCUCAGAAAGUCUAUGUGUCAGACCCCCUGGAGCUGGAGUUACAGACAGUUGUGAGCUGUCAUGUGGAUGCUGGGAAUUGAACCUGAGUCCUCUGGAAGAGCGGCCAGAGCUUUUAACCCCUAAGAAGUCUCUCCAGCCCCUGCACUAAACUGUUAUUGGCACUUACUGCUCCUUGACCUAGCUCCUGGAGGUUCUGAUGAUUGGAUCUAUGAUUUGGGCAUCAAAUACUCAUUUACUAUUGAACUUCGAGAUAAAGGCAGAUAUGGAUUCUUGCUGCCUGAGAGAUACAUCAAACCCACUUGUGCAGAAGCUCUGGCAGCAGUCUCCAAAAUAGCUUGGCAUGUCAUCAGGAACGUUUAAUGUCCUUGCCUCUGCUCUGCGUGGUUUUAUUUUAUAUCAAAUUGUUGAACUAGCCUCUCAGUUUAAACAGGUACCUUUGUUUUGUCAAAGAAUAAAAAUACAUAGCACUUUGAUCUUAAG
Microtus ochrogaster (prairie vole) is the source of this 1679-nucleotide messenger RNA. It is a transcript of the gene Cpb2, whose product is annotated as carboxypeptidase B2. The record is from RefSeq and is a predicted model, not a curated record. Lineage: Eukaryota; Metazoa; Chordata; Mammalia; Rodentia; Cricetidae. Gene Ontology annotation, molecular function: metallocarboxypeptidase activity; zinc ion binding. Gene Ontology annotation, biological process: fibrinolysis; proteolysis. Bases 130 to 1347 code for a protein of 405 amino acids. The transcript is spliced from 12 exons.